AACAUCAGUUUAAUUUUCGAACGCCGUGAGCGCGCGCGUCAAUUUAAAUUAAGCAUACUUUUUUUUCUCGUUGUGCCGUUGAAUAAUCGAGUUUUUUGUGGCCAGCGUUUGUCAACAGUGUUGUGAAUUAGUGAUUUUUUUGUGGGCAAAGAUAAAUUUAAAAAUACUACAUAUGUUCAACAAGAUGCUAGCAGAUUGAACAAAUAAAACAAAAUGGCUUUAAGGACUACAUUGUGUCUAGUGUUAGUGUGCGUGUGUGUGUUUAGUGACGUAAAGUGUGAUGUUGAACUUAAACUGAACUAUGAUAUAGAUGAGGUUAAAGCGUCAGAACUACUAAGAGGUAGUGGAGAAAAUGAAGAACUCAAAGAUAUACAAACACAAAUAAAGACUUUAGAAGCUAAUAAAGAAAUCGUGGAUGAAAAUGAAGAAACAGAUAAGGUAACAGAAUCAACAACUGUUGAUGACGCGCCAUCGACAACAGAAAAUCUCGAAGCAUUACCAUUAAGUGACAUAAUAGAUGAUGUUAAAGAAAACGAAUCUAUCACUACAACAGAAGUGGAUGUAGAUACAACAUUGUCUAUGAUAGACAAUAAUGUUUAUAAAGGCAGAGACAACAUAGAGGAUAUUUAUUCUAAUGGCCGCUUCAAUGUGAGGCCUGACACGACGGUGUUUCCUACUACCAGGUCUGUAGACACAGAUGGAGUUGUGCCCAGGAUAGCAGAGUUGGAUGAAGAGAUCGACAUGGGACAGAGGAGUCCAAAGACUGAAAAUUCCGGACCUAAGCCGCCUGUCGAAUUACGCAGCUACGAGAAGCCACACCCCCCUCCCGCCGUCAGCAAGAGCACAACAUUAAGAUCGUGGCUGGAAGACUCCUGGCUCCGACCGCCUGCUGGUAUCCUGGUACCUCUCAGGCCUAUGGCGCUGACCAGAGCGUUGGCUGUGUGGAAUGAUCUUGUCGUUGAUGGGUUGAAUUUAACGGAUAUUAUCAUAGUUGGAUACGAUUCUAAUGGAGUAAAUUGGCGUUCGAGGCACAGUCUCCAGCCGUCGACCAAAGGGAUGGGUGACCGAACCGUUUCAGAGGCACUGUCCAAGCUUCUGCUCAAAUAUCAGGAAGUAAACACAGACGUGACAACUGACGGGACAAUGCGAGCCCUGACAUCUGCUGCUAAGCUGGUUCCGUAUGAUAGCGCUCUGUUCGUGGUCACUGACAAGGGUGCAGGUGACAGCCAGAGAUUGCCACUUGCUCUGAGAGCUCUGGUCGAGAAGAGACUAAAGGUGUACACAAUAUGGACAGACCCGGGCCAUCCCAGCCAGGAAUCUGAAAUGGAACUGCAGGUUCUUAGGAAUGUCUCCAGACACACCGAGGGGGACGUGCUUCCUUACUCUUUGCAAGUCAUGGAUAUGGAAAGCUCCAGUAACCUGGCUUCGGACGUGGAACAGUGGGAUCCAGUGGAAAUGCUCGGAGGAAGAAAGGCUAGGCUCAACACACAGCUGGAUGUCAAUAAGUUUGAGACACUGUUAGUGAAGCGUGGAGGUGGCAAGGCCAUAUCUCUUGGAAUGCCGGUGGAGAGUGGAGUGUCAGCGCUGAGGAUCUACAUAGAGGGCGCUGUCGAACACGCUGUGCUUUACCCUCCAAAUGACGGUCCUCAAAUCGACUUGUACAACAGCACUUCCGUGGCUAGCUUCUCCCCGGCAUCGAAGAGCGAGGGUCAAUCCCCCAGGGACGUCUACUUGGUGUUCCCUGGAGCAGACCCUGAUGAGGACAUGCUGUCUGUAAUCCCAGCCACCCCGACCAGCGCGGAGCCCGACCCGAUGGUGGGCUUGUGGCACCUGAGCUUGCGGUGUGACACGUGCGACUUCCGUCUGUGUGUCGCGGCGAGGGCGAGGCUGCGUUUCGAUGUGGAGACCGUUGCGUUAGGGACGUUGAAGUUGAGGGUGUCUGGUCCAGUGGCUAGUGUCAGAGAGUCAUCUCUUAUCGACGAGUACGGGACAGAACUAGCUAAACUGCCAUUCAGCUAUCAACCAAUGACAACAGACGGGCACGAAGCCAAAGACAAUCCUGUGUCGGAGGUGGUGGCUGAAGUCAACCUGCCAGCUAUCAAAGGCUCAAAGACCUACGUCAAGAUUGUUGGCAGGGACGUGCAAGGGGAACCCUUCGUCAGACUAGCUGGGCCUUUAAACCAGCAGUCAGAAAUCAGAACCAGCAGAUCAGCCUCCAUAGUGUUCCCGGAGAACAAUGUCAAUGACCUGGAGCGAGCUGAAGAGGACGGCUGGAGGGUUUACAACGAGAAGCUGCUAUACAACGACAGUAAUGUGCUGCCGUUCAGCAGGGCUGUGUCGCAAGUGGUCAACCAAAGAGGAUCGCUUUUGACCGCCGUUCAAAUAGGACUGAGUUCGCGACUGUAUGGAGCGCCUGGCGACAGUCUACAGCUACAUUUCGAAGUGACCAACUACAGGGAGCAAGCUGUCAAUUUUCGCUUCGGAGCCGUUGGGGAACUACGAUUUUUGAGAGGAAUCAGCCCUACCAGUCAAACUAUACCGUCAGGACAGACUGUCAACGUCAUUGUCAACGUCGGCAUCACGGGUUCCGCACAGCCUGGUGCGCGGGACCUGAUCACGUUUACUGCUUAUGGUCUAGAACAAGUGUCGAUAUCAGCGUACGUCUACGUCGUCAACACUGGCGACACCACCACUGAUGUCUGGUCCCCGGAUGUCCGUCACAACUUCCAAGGGUCAUGUAUCGGAAGGCAGGGGAAUGACUGCGCUCAGCACGUGUGGUCUGCCACCGUUAUAGCCAGAGACGCUAAUGGAGGUCUUCUACGACUGUCCUCGUCACCUACUGGCCUGGUUUACGAUAGCAACUUCAUAUCUGGUUCGCGUGAAGAGGUCAUAGCCACAUACAGAGCGACCUGUUGCGCUCCGAGGGUCAUGGUGACCGCUGUGGAUGCCUUUGGGAACGCUAACAGCUACGUUGUGGACAUAUCUGGAAUGGAGAGUACUACUGAACAAAUUUGGGGACCACUUGUUGAAACUGUAGGUUAUUACACUGAAGCAGCAAUAGCGGCUAUAGUUCUAGGAGUGUUUCUAGUGAUAGCACUGAUCGCUUUGAUAGUAUUCCUAAUUUAUUGGUGCGUGAAGCGAAGGAGGGAGUCGAGGGAGCUGCCCAGUUACAGCACUUCAUCUAGGAAUGUUAGCUAAGUUUUAGUUUUACGAACAAUGUUAACUCAGUAAGUAUAUAUUGGUAAAUUAUUUUUUAAGAAACGUUUUUUCUUACAUGUCUUUAUAUGUAAACAAUCUGUAAUCUAUUUAUGGGUGAAUUUAACGAGAGUUUUGAACGCCGCCGUGGGCUAUCAUUAUUGUUUAUUAAAUUGUACCAUACACAACGUACAAUGUUAAUUUUAUAAAUGUUUAAUUUAAAUAAAACGAUUCUUUAUUCAAAUAAAAUAUGCGACACUAAUGAAACGCUACCGCGGUUUCGCUCACGUAUAUUUUGUGUGUCCGCUCAUAACUCAUUAUAAUGAGUUAUGAGCGGACACACAAAAUUAUUGUUAAUAUCUCGGGUCCUAAACAAAGUAUCGCGAUGAAUUCGUUAUGCAACUGUGAAACCACUUCAAAUUCUAGUUUAGUAAUUUUUGCGUGAUGCGAGAACAAACAUACACAGGCAAAAAUUCUAAGAAAAAUUGUUUUGGCUUAUAUUAGUCCCAUAAAGACCAUAAACCUUUUACAUACUUACAGAUUUUGAACAAAAUUUAACAAUAAGUAGGUACUGUGAAGAUUGUUUACAUGUUACGACUCGUAAGAAAAACUGAGUGUUGUAAUUAGUUACUGUACAGUCAACAGCACAUCAACCUACCCAAAUUCAUAGCAAAUUCGUCGCUAUUACCACACCAUAAAGGUUCAUGCAGGGUAACUCGUAUUGUAGGUUAUUUUCUCUUUUUGGUAGCUUGAUAUUCCUUGUUUUUUCUCUAAUAAUUGCCUCUUAGCUAAAUCGUUUUUAAAUUUAAAUUUUCUGUAUAUACAUGUAUUGAGUUGUUGCCUAGAUUUACUAAUUAGUGUCAUAUAAGUUGUGUAAUUUUGGUGACAAUUUGUUACGUGUAUCUUAAAAAAUAAAUAAACUCGAUGUGCUGUUGACUGUACACUGCAAACUACAUUUUUUUUUAGUUUUUGUAUAUGACUAUUUAUUAAUAAUUAAAUAGUUUUCACUUAAUAAGAGAAUAUUCUAAAAAAAACAGUGUCCCUCCAUAAAAAGCAAUUAAUUUUUAUUAUCAUGAUUUUUUUUUACACGAAAACGUUAAUGAAUUGUGGGAACAAAUUGGGACCAAUGAUAUAAUUUUACUGUCAACUAGAUGAUUGUGAUUAAUUAUUUUUUUCACACUUAAGAUGUUAAUUUUAUGAUAAUUUUAAGUUACCUUUACAUUUUAGAAGUAAUGUUAUUGAGAUAGAAAGGUAAUAUUAUAUUUAAAGUGCAUCUCGGCAACAUAGUAUAACAAGCACAACAGGACUGGGCUAGAGUACGAGAAUUGUUAAAAAUAAGCAGAGGUAAAUAAAGCAAGUUCAUUCAAUGGGUAAUGUCACCCCAUAAAGGGCAGUAAUGAUUCGCCUCCAAGACAUCCACGAGAGGAUAUGGAGUGGUCCUAUUUGAGGGGGGAACCACAGGCGGUAUCUUUAUUAUAUACUAGCAGCUCAUCCCGCUCAGGUAAAAAUAUAAGAAAUAAUACACCUAAACCUUCCUCUGGUAUCAUACUAUCUAUUGGUCAGAACCACAUGAAAAUCCUUGCAAUAGUUUUUGAUUGUACAGUGAACAGAUAGAUGCGGCAGACGACUUUGUGUUUAAUAUUAAGGAUAAGGAUGUAGAACUUAUAGUUUCUUAGUUCAAACAUAGCAUAAAGAAUGUGAAUAAUUUUUUUUAUAUUUUGGGAAAUAUUAUUCUUACUAAAGUGAUUCUUUCGCUAAAAAAUGAUAUUCUUCAAGUUUUCAAAUUAAAAUUGUUGUUCUGUUACCUAAUACUGUUGCCAUUCAAUAUAUAUAUAUAUAUUAGAAUGUCCAUAACGAUGAGCCAAGGUGCAUGAUAAUAAAUAUAGGAGCCAAACUUUGCUUAAUAUUUAAAAUGAAUUAAAUGUGUGGAUGAUGACAAUUUUUUUAUACAUUCCAUUUAUACUAAUACGGGUAUAUAUAUAGUAAGCACUAAUGUUAAAUACCAUCUUAAUUUACAAAAAGCCAUAAUUUUGUAAAAAUUUUGAUAAUAAAUGUAUUUAUUACAAUA
This is a messenger RNA of Plodia interpunctella (Indianmeal moth), 5263 nucleotides long. RefSeq lists its product as uncharacterized. The coding region runs from base 214 to 3198 and encodes 994 amino acids. The record is from RefSeq and is a predicted model, not a curated record. The transcript has 21 exons. Lineage: Eukaryota; Metazoa; Arthropoda; Insecta; Lepidoptera; Pyralidae.